AGUUAAAUCAGUAAUGUGAAAAUAUAAACAUAACACAAAAAUAAGCACAUUUUCAUUUUGAAUUGAAAGAUGGAUAAAAGUUUCCAUAGUCCAUUAGCAUCAGCAGCACGUAGUCCAAUUAGCCGAAGUCCUUACGCACCAAGAUCAAAACAGAAUUCGAUUUCAGGAAAACGAUUAUCAGUUUUGCCGGGUUUUAAAAAAUCAUCUCGAUUUAGUGUCUCAGGAAAGUCUACACACUCGGUGCAAGUUGUAACCAAAACCCCAUCACAUACUGUAGAAUGUUUUGGAAAUCCUUUACCAGUUUUGAUUACAGAAGCUUUAACAUUUAUUGACCGAAAUACGGUAGUGUCUGCACAAAUUUCGGAAUGUGGUUAUGCUUGGGUAGUUUGCGGCCGACGUUUAUUAAUAUGGCAAUAUAAACAGAUAUCCAGUGGCACCCGAAAUAAUUCACAAUGCUACGAAUUAAUUCUACCACAAAGUGAUUUGGUUCAUCGUGCUGAUUUAGUUUGUAUUAUUCCACCAGAAUCAAAUUCAUUGGCGCCAGCUUGUCUUGCAGUUUCACCAGAAGGUGGUGUACGUUAUUGGCCGUCAAUAUCACACGAAGGUGUUUCGGUCGAACAAUGUAUCGAACUGCAUGGAGAAGAAUGCGAUACCGUAAUUUACGUGAACAAUGUUGGCUGUAUAUUAGCAACGACCACAUGUUCGGUUGUACUGUUAUCGCCUAAUCGACGAACCAUAACUAGUCGUAUGCUUAAACCACCUGCAGGAUGGUUAGGUGGUAUUUCCAGACGUAUAUCGUCACUUAUAUUUGGACCAAUGUCAACGACUCAAGGCGCCGAAACGAAAUUGGUGAAAUUAUUAGCGUCACAAGAAAAUGAACAUUGGAAAAUAUACGUUUUGGCUGGCCAAUCAUUACAAAAAUGGUCAUUGGAAAUUGAUAAGGGUUCUGGUACGGAACAAUUAAUUUACGAAUGUGAAGUGGGUCGUUUGGCACGAGAUGCAUUCCAUGCUGCGUUAUGGGAAACUGGAGUGAGUGGUGAUUCUCCCGCCGAUAAUGAAGUUUGGUUGUUGGAUAUGCAAGUUGCUUCGAAUGGUGAAAUUAUAUUAUUAGCUGCGGCCGUUAAUAUGCAACGAUCACCGCAAGUCCAUUAUGCAAUAGUAUCCAUUUAUGCUGGAGGAUCAACUCCUCCAAAUCAUUUACAAUUAUUUACUAUUCUAAAAUUAAGUGGAUUAUAUCGUCAAGAAGCUGAAUCGGAAGUAUUUGGAUAUCGUUUAUUAAUCUGUGGCAAUUAUUUUUAUCUGCAUAAUCAACGAUCCGUAAUUGCAUUGGGCAGUUUACGUCAAAUAUCUGAAGAUCCAGAUGUUAUUGAAUUUGUUCAUGGUGGUGAUCGUAUUUUAGGCGGAAGUGUUUGUAUUAAUACACCAUUGUUCUUUUCGAAAAAUCAUGGAUUAGUAACGGUGUCAGAUAAUAAUGAUAAUUAUCCAGAUAAUUUGAAUAGUAGUUUAGCUAUAUCGGAUAGUUUGGUGACCAAUGCUAGUCUUUAUGAAAUGUCAAUCUGUGAUUCAAAUGUUGGUAGUUUAACACUCUACGAUUUGGAUCCAUUGGAGAUUUCAAACGUCUACACUGAUAUUGUGGGCCAAUUAAAAGCAGCGUUUUUAUUCCAUGUGAAAAAGAACUCAUUAGCUUGUGAAGAAAUAAUAAAUGAAAUAUUUCCUGCAACUGGAACGGAUGAAGUAAAUGCCCCAUUAGAUAAAACAGUUGUUGCUGUUAGCAGAGAACUCAUUAAUGAUAUACCAGCUGGAGAUCCACGUUGGGCUGAACAGAGAGCGCAGCGUGCUAGUUUAGGCAGUUCAUCGUCCAUGCAAAUUACACGACAAUUACACGAUAAACAAAAAGCCUUAGAUUUAUUUAUUUCAUUUUUGAAAAAUACGAAUCUAUGGUCACGGCUCUCCAAAGUUUCCGUUUCGAAUAUCAUCACGGCUACGUCUUAUGUCAUUGCUGAACAUUCGGAGAAAAUUGUUGCCGCUCUUUCAUUACGAAAUCUACAAAAUGAACAUCUUAAUUUAUUAGAACGUGUUAUGCAAGCGUCUUUAGAAGAUGAAGGCUUGCAGAAUUCCGAAUCAAGUAGUUCAUUAACGAUACAAGAUUUAUUUUAUCGAUCUGUUACUCGAGUUCAUCGUUUAAUUCAACAAUUAUCGAUUUUAUGUGUACAACAAUCACAUUCAGAUUUGGCACCAUUACAGUUUGCAACACUUCUUCAUGAAGCCAACACAAUUUUAUUGGCUGUGUUACAAGAUGUAAUCACAUAUCGCCAGAAGAAAGUUGAAGUAUUUGCCAGUGCCAAAACGAAUCAAAGUGAAUAUUUACCAUGGACUGCAGCAAUGGGUACUCGUGGUGUACGAGAUGCUCUGUACACAAUGCAAAAAUUAACAUUGAAUAAAGGUGUUCUUUUAAUCACAGCCGAUGUGAACUUUAUGAAUUCACUGUACGAACAACUAGUCAGUUUAAUUGAUUUAAUAUUGGAUGGGAAAAAAUGCCAUUUAGAAAGUGUACGCGGAACGGAGAAGUUUGAUGUACUUUUACAAGAAUAUGAAACGGAACGGAAUAAUCUUAUAAAACCUCUUGUGGACAACAAACAGUACGAACGUGCCUCAAUAUUAGCCGAAAAAUAUUGCGAUUUUACACUUCUGGUGCAAAUUUGUGAAACUACAAAUAAUCAACCGAAAUUAAAUGAAUAUAUGGAACGUUUUGCCGAAUAUAAUUUCUCGGAAUAUGUCUUUAACUAUUGUUUGCGUGAAAAUAAACCAAGUCGUUUGAUAGUGCGACAAGGACAUACUUCUACGAAACAAAAUCAGGCGCUAUUAAACUUAGUUUCGGAGUAUCCUUCAUUAUCGUGGCUACAAAAAAUCUUUCGACAAGAAUAUUCACAUGCUAGUCAAAUUUUAUAUAACCUAGCAAAAUAUGAAACUGAAUACAUCACACGUAAAAAGUCAAUGUUAUCAAUAGCUAAAUUAGCUGAAAUUGCUUCACCCGUAUCUAACAAGGAAAUAAUCGACGAAAUGAAUUCACAAUUAAAUUUAAUCGCACACCAAGAAGAUAUGCCCGAUAUAAUUAUGGAAGAACAUGGUUAUAACAUAGAAAAUCCACGUGUACUCUCACCUAGAGAAUUAAUUGAAUUAUAUAUUGAUUUAGAAAAUAGUUCGUUAACAGAAUUCGAAAUAAAGAAAGCAUUAGAUUUAUUGGAAUAUAUCACGGAUGAUUUAGAAAAAUCCGAUUUAACACAUAAAAUAUGGUGUGCAGCGAUUUUACAUGAUACAACAUUAUGGCAGAAAUUAAUUGAAAGUCCAAAUUUACAGGCUUUAAGUGAUACAAUUUUCUUUAAAGUUGUGGAUCUUGCUUUGUUUUUGGGAAAUGUGGAAUUGGAUCAAUUUAUGCCACCAUUGGAACGAUUAUUAGAAUCAUCAGAAUUAAGUUCAUUUAAUUCCGAUGCAAAUUUCCAAUACAUCAUGAAAUCAGGAUAUGAAGAAAUUUAUCGAAUACAUAAAAAUACUGCCUAUUAG
Chrysoperla carnea is the source of this 3561-nucleotide messenger RNA. It is a transcript of the gene Nup133, whose product is annotated as nuclear pore complex protein Nup133. Gene Ontology annotation, cellular component: nuclear pore outer ring. The transcript is spliced from 13 exons. The record is from RefSeq and is a predicted model, not a curated record. NCBI's taxonomy places the organism in Eukaryota, Metazoa, Arthropoda, Insecta, Neuroptera, Chrysopidae. Gene Ontology annotation, biological process: protein import into nucleus; poly(A)+ mRNA export from nucleus; transcription-dependent tethering of RNA polymerase II gene DNA at nuclear periphery. Gene Ontology annotation, molecular function: protein binding; structural constituent of nuclear pore. The coding region runs from base 70 to 3561 and encodes 1163 amino acids.